Diaporthe amygdali is the source of this 1593-nucleotide messenger RNA. RefSeq lists its product as uncharacterized. The transcript is spliced from 4 exons. The record is from RefSeq and is a predicted model, not a curated record. Lineage: Eukaryota; Fungi; Ascomycota; Sordariomycetes; Diaporthales; Diaporthaceae. Bases 1 to 1593 code for a protein of 530 amino acids.
AUGAGCUCGAAAAGAUCGUGCGUUGCCACCGGCCAAGGCAGUGUCCACAGCGAGGCAAAUCUCGUAGAUCGACGAGUCGUCACGGAUGGCCAAACGCAGAAUCCGGCAGCAUAUGACUUGAUGAAGAAGAACUACCAUCAAUACCUUACUGUCUAUUUGAUCUGGUUCGUGAGUCACAGAUAUCUCAUGUACAGAAUUUGGAGGGCAUAUUCCAGCAACAAAGACCCUGACGUUGACUUUGACGAAGACACUUACAUCGAAGCCAUCGACGGCUUGGCACGCGGCUUUUGGUCUGGCCCAAUCCAUGAUUCAAUACUAAGCCGCAGCAUGGACAAGAUCCUGGCUGAGACCAAGUGCCGAAUAGAAAAGUCUCACCAGCCUCCAGACCCUAUUGGCAUGUGGGAAGACAAAGAGACCCACCUCUCCGAACAUGUUCCUGUUUUAAAUAACGUCUCAACGGCUAUGAGGAGAGGAAUUGCUAAAACUAUGAUGGAAGACUUUGAUACUGACCUAGCUAUUUAUUGGUGGCCUGCGCAAGCCCCUGACGUGGAUGACUUCGGCAAUUCAGACCUUUUUAGAACACAACCGUUUGUAAACGAAGUAGGCGAAUUCCACGAACUUAGGAACGCCCUAGGAGAUGAUAACCUACCAGGCCCUAUGAAACCGGGCACACCGCGCCUUCCGUGGGAUAUUUUAGAAUUCGUCCCCCUAUACCCCGACGAAAAUAGGAGAUCUCGUUCAGAACGGCUCAAACGGGAUCUGUUAGAUGAAAUAGACCGGGCUCAGUUGGAUGCGGUCAGAGGUGCCGACACACUUUUACGAGGCCGUGACAUAGACACGUAUUGGAGCAACGAAGAAUUCAUAGACAAAACUCUAGGCUUCAUUUUUAAUCUGCUGGCCUUCGACCCAGGUUUGUCCAGGAUUCGCAUGCUCGAGCUUGGGAAAAUGUUCCAUUCUCUUCUCAUGGAGCCGUGGUACAUUCAAUACGGACACCCCGGACGGCCUCAGGGGCAAAGCCCGCAGUACCAUGAAGAUAGCAACUUAGCGCUGCGAAACAUUAUCAUCAGGAUGGACAAUAUGGCGACCUCUCAAGACCUUCAAGAGAUACAUCUUGACUACGAUGGAUCGUGGUGGGGUAACGUCGCCUACGAUCAAGUACUCAAUCAGAGGAUCGACAAUGCCACGGGCGAGCACCUUCAGAACGCGGCCAAUGGCACUUGGCAGAGUUUCUAUAAGACGUGGCUCCAAAUUCUCGCUAACGUCGAGGUGAGCUUUGUGAGCGCGACCCAGGAACAGCUAGACAACGCCACCUCAGACAGCUGCGCGAUAUGCGGCGACGACUUCAAUAUGGACAAUGACUACGACUGCGCGGUUGUGAUUCCUUGCGGGAACAACCACAUGCUUUGCAAAAAGUGCUACACACAGCUCAGCCUGACGCCAACAAGGCCAUACACUAGCAUGAUUACCACGAAGAACUGCCCCCACUGCCGAGGCGAGAUAAAUUAUACUGAGUCAAUGAAAAACCUCACAGAUGGUCUUCGGCUCAUGCCGAGGCUGAACACAGAUUUCCCAUAUACAACAAUAACCAACUAA